AUGGCUCACGCCCUCCUUUCUAUCGUCUUGACGCGCUUGGCUUCCGUUGUGGAACAACAGAUUCGUGAUGAACUUACUCUGGUUCUGGGUGUUGAAGCAGAAAUCCAAAGCCUCACAGAUACACUCCGAUCCGUCCGAGAUGUUCUUGAGGACGCAGAGCGCAGACAAGUGAAGGAAAAAUCUGUCCAAGGUUGGUUGGAGAGGCUGAAAGACAUGGCCUACCAAAUGGACGACGUGCUGGAUGAGUGGAGCACUGCUAUUCUCCAAUUACAGAUGGAGGGAGCUGAAAAUGCUUCCAUGUCUAAGAAUAAGGUAAGCUCCUGCAUUCCCUCUCCUUGCUUUUGUUUCAAGCAAGUUGCUUCUCGUCGUGACAUUGCUCUUAAGAUUAAGGACUUAAAACAACAACUAGAUGUCAUUGCAAGUGAAAGAACCCGGUUUAAUUUUAUCUCAAGUGGGACCCAGGAGCCACAGCGUCUUAUAACCACCUCUGCAAUUGACGUUUCGGAGGUAUAUGGUCGAGAUACGGAUGUAAACGCCAUAUUAGGCCGUCUGUUGGGUGAGAAUGAUGAAGAGAAAUCAAGGCUCUACAUCAUCGCCAUAGUCGGGACGGGAGGCAUGGGCAAAACAACUCUUGCUCAACUAGCCUACAACCACCCAGAGGUGAAGGCCCAUUUUGAUGAAAGAAUUUGGGUCUGUGUCUCUGAUCCUUUUGACCCAAUCAGAGUUUGUAGGGCUAUUGUUGAAACCCUCCAAAAAAAGCCUUGUAAUCUCCAUGAUUUGGAAGCUGUACAACAAGAAAUUCAAACAUGUAUUGCCGGAAAGAAAUUCCUUCUUGUGCUAGAUGACAUGUGGACUGAAGACUAUCGAUUGUGGGAGCAACUGAAGAACACUCUCAACUACGGUGCAGUAGGAGGGAGUAGAAUUCUGGUGACCACGCGUAAAGAUAAUGUUGCUAAGAUGAUGGGAACUACAUACAAGCAUCCAAUAGGGGAAUUGUCUCCGCAGCAUGCUGAAGUAUUAUUCCAUCAAAUAGCUUUUUUUGGGAAGAGUAGGGAGCAAGUCGAAGAACUCAAAGAAAUUGGUGAGAAAAUAGCAGACAAAUGCAAGGGCUUGCCACUCGCUAUAAAAACAUUGGGGAAUCUCAUGCGCUUAAAAAAUAAAAAGGAAGAAUGGAAGAAUGUUUUGAAUAGUGAAGUAUGGCAGCUGGAUGUGUUUGAGAGAGAUCUUUUCCCGGCUUUGUUGCUCAGUUAUUAUGAUCUACCUCCUGCGAUUAAACGUUGCUUCUCAUAUUGUGCUGUCUUUCCAAAAGACGCUGAUAUUCGAGUAGAUAAGUUGAUCAAGUUGUGGAUGGCACAAAACUAUCUCAACUCUGAUGGAGGUAAAGAGAUGGAGACAGUUGGUAGAGAGUACUUCGACUAUUUAGCAGCUGGGUCUUUCUUCCAAGAUUUUCAAAAGGAUGAUGAUGAUAAUGAUAUAAAGAAGAGAGAACAAGGAUAUCCUUCCAAACAAUUCGUCAUGCCACCUUAA
This is a messenger RNA of Vitis vinifera (wine grape), 1527 nucleotides long. Its product is annotated as putative disease resistance protein RGA4. Gene Ontology annotation, molecular function: ADP binding. The coding region runs from base 1 to 1527 and encodes 508 amino acids. The transcript has 2 exons. The record is from RefSeq and is a predicted model, not a curated record. Lineage: Eukaryota; Viridiplantae; Streptophyta; Magnoliopsida; Vitales; Vitaceae. Gene Ontology annotation, biological process: defense response to other organism.